Messenger RNA from Platichthys flesus (European flounder), 2419 nucleotides. RefSeq names its product DNA methyltransferase 1 associated protein 1 (gene dmap1). Gene Ontology annotation, biological process: negative regulation of transcription by RNA polymerase II; DNA repair; chromatin remodeling. The transcript is spliced from 10 exons. NCBI's taxonomy places the organism in Eukaryota, Metazoa, Chordata, Actinopteri, Pleuronectiformes, Pleuronectidae. The coding region runs from base 324 to 1775 and encodes 483 amino acids. Gene Ontology annotation, cellular component: Swr1 complex; nucleus; NuA4 histone acetyltransferase complex. Gene Ontology annotation, molecular function: transcription corepressor activity. The record is from RefSeq and is a predicted model, not a curated record.
GCGGAGCCGGAAAUAGCUUUCCUCCAGCCGCUAGCUUCUCACUUAGCCUUAAAAACAGCUUUUGAAUAAUCUUUAUUAGUGAUCUCUUUAGCUUUUUUAUAAUAUAGAAACUUUCAGUGUCAAAUCAAGAACAUAACAUUACAAAGUCGCCACUCGCCGUGGUGCGGCUUUGUGUAACGUGAGCGUAGUUUAGAAAUGAUCAUGUUAGCGUUAGCCUUUAGCCAGGAGCGUAUUUGAUGGACUGUCCCGUGUUACUGUGAAUGAAUGAGCACUAUUAACACUUGACCGGCUGCGAGAAGCGGUAACUAACAACACAUCCAGCCAUGGGGACCGGUGCUGAUGUGAGGGAUAUUCUGGAGCUGACCGGGGGAGAUAAUGACGGCCCCAUCAGCAAGAAAGACCUCAUCAACUCAGACAAGAAAAAAUCCAAGAAGACGACAGAAACUCUGACCUUUAAGAGACCAGAGGGAAUGCACAGAGAGGUCUACGCUCUGCUCUACUCAGAUAAGAAAGAUGCACCCCCUUUGCUUCCUAGUGAUACUACUCAGGGCUACAGGACAGUGAAAGCCAAGUUAGGAUGUAAAAAGGUGCGUCCCUGGAAGUGGAUGCCCUUCAGUAAUCCUGCUCGCAGGGAUGGCGCCAUAUUCCAUCACUGGAGACGUGUGGCAGAGGAGGGAAAGGAUUACCCUUUCGCCCGUUUCAACAAGACCGUGCUGGUGCCAGUGUAUUCAGAGCAGGAGUAUCAGCUGCAUCUCCAUGACGAUGGUUGGACUAAAGCGGAGACGGACCAUCUGUUCGACCUAUGCAAGCGCUUUGACCUGCGCUUCGUAGUUGUCCAUGAUCGUUACGACCACCAACAAUACAGAAAACGCUCUGUGGAGGACUUGAAAGAGCGUUAUUACAAUAUUUGUGGUAAGCUGACAAAGGUCAGAGCAGCUACAGGGACUGAGCCCAAGAUCUACAUCUUUGAUGCAGGUCAUGAAAGACGUCGCAAGGAGCAACUGGAGAAGCUCUUCAAUCGCACACCUGAACAGGUGGCAGAAGAGGAAUAUCUUAUUCAGGAGCUGAGGAAGAUUGAGUCAAGGAAGAAAGAGCGAGAGAAGAAGGCUCAGGAUCUACAGAAACUCAUUAAAGCGGCUGACACAACCACAGAGUUGAGACGAGCUGAAAAGAGGGUUUCCAAGAAGAAGCUCCCUCAGAAAAGAGAAACAGAAAAACCGGCUCUUCCAGAGACGGCAGGCAUCAAGUUUCCUGACUUCAAAUCAGCGGGAGUCACACUGCGCAGUCAAAGGAUGAAACUACCAAGCUCAGUUGGCCAGAAGAAGAUCAAGGCCAUUGAGCAGAUCCUCGUAGAGCAAGGAGUGGAUCUUAACCCCAUGCCCACUGAAGAAAUUGUACAGAUGUUCAAUGAGCUGCGCAGUGACCUGGUGCUGCUGUACGAGCUGAAGCAGGCACACAGCAACUGUGAAUACGAACAGCAGAUGCUGCGUCACCGCUAUGAAGCUCUACUGAAAGCUGGCGGUGGAGGUGGGUGUGGAACUCUAGGGUUAGGACUAAUCACUGUGGCCCAGGGCGGGGACCUCAAUGCCUCCAACAGCACUGCGGCGUCCACACCGGGAGGUGAUAUCCCGUCGUGGCCAAGUGUUGACGACAUCAAGGUUGAAGCCAAGGAGCAGAUCAUCGAUGUGGUUGGAGCACCACUUACCCCCAACUCGCGCAAACGGAGAGAAUCGGCUUCCAGCUCGUCUUCGGUGAAAAAGGUGAAGAAGCCUUGAUGAGGAUGAGAGCGCCAGCUGGUGCACAGUGGAGAUACUCUGGUCCAAGUGGAGACGCACAGGAUUUAUGGUUGUCCAUCCAUGUAAAAGCAUCACUGACUACUCUCACACACACACACACACACACACAUACACACAAACACAACUUCUCACCUUCUAACCAGACCUCUCCAGCCCCUCCCCAUCUGACCUGCCCAGCAUCUUUGCGACAAAGGCAACAACUGAGUGACAUUUCAUUCCAUUACUGCUCGUCUCCCAGCCUCCACCAUUGCUCGGCUUCAGAUGAGGCAAGAUCAACUGUAAAUUGCCAGACUGAGCUAAUCGGGACAUUGGGAAGAUGGUGGGAGUGACAUGGUAAUUGAAAUGAAUUGGAAUGAAAGAAGAGACUAUGUGAGUGGGAGGACCUCCAACCGCAGUUCUCAUUUGACCCAUCGGAGGUUUUUUUGUGGCCUAAUCACACCAUAGUGUUUACUGGAAAUGUGUUUUUGUUGUAGCCUGUAGUACCGACUCCCCCUCCACCUACGAAAGAGAUGCCGCUUCCAUCUGCUGCUGAGAUCUAUGUUGGACUCGUGAGGCAGAUUUGGGUUGUUUGUCCUCAGGUGACCUCGGAAUGAUUCAAUAAAACCUCAUUGUGUUUUUUCCUA